Helobdella robusta is the source of this 843-nucleotide messenger RNA. RefSeq lists its product as hypothetical. Gene Ontology annotation, molecular function: mRNA 3'-UTR binding. Gene Ontology annotation, biological process: positive regulation of translation. NCBI's taxonomy places the organism in Eukaryota, Metazoa, Annelida, Clitellata, Rhynchobdellida, Glossiphoniidae. The transcript has 5 exons. The record is from RefSeq and is a predicted model, not a curated record. The coding region runs from base 1 to 843 and encodes 280 amino acids. Gene Ontology annotation, cellular component: cytoplasmic stress granule; cytosol.
AUGACAGGAUUAAAUGAAAUGAUGAACAACAGUUGCACUGUUUGCAAUGUUCUUCACACAGUCAACAACCAUUCAGAAAAUGAGGAUGACCACAUUCUGCAUUCUUCACCAAAUUUUGAUAAACAUGUUUGCAAUUGUUCAUCAAAUAUUGAUGAACAUGUUCACAAUUGUUCGUCAUCAAAUGUUAAUGAACAUGUUCAAAAUUGUUCACCUGAUGAUGAACUGACAAGCAUCUCAAAUGAUGAGCUAAAUGAAUCCUUCUCAAAAGACAAAUUUUUAAUUUCCCAACUUGACUCUGACCAGUACAUCUCGCUGGACAUUGUUGUUCAACUUAGAAGGAUAUCCCAAUUCACCACCGAUGUUAAAUUGAUUGCUCGAAUACUUGAAGAGUUCCCCAAUUUACAAAUGGAUGCCAGCGGCUCGAAGGUGCGACUAAUAAUCCCAAGAUCAACAAUUAUACUCAGGGAUGUUCCACAGAGUACUCCAAAGCAGGCUAUCGAAAAGUUAUUUGACAUAGAUGGCAGUGCACCAGCUGUUAACUGUGAGUAUGCAGGCAACCAAAAUUGGUACAUCAACUUUGCGAGUGAACAACAGGCGCGGGCAGCUUACCAUCACCUCAGGCAGAAUGUCCAAACCUUUCUUGACCAGCCAAUCAAAGUUUUUUUUAUUUAUCUUCACAGUACUAGAGCCCUGUGCAGUUACAAAUGUUCAAGACGCAACGGUAACGAAGCAAACGGCAACCAAUUGCUAAACACAGCGAAGGAAGCCGCAACCGCAACGAGAUCAACCGCAAACCGCCCCGCGGUUAAACCGCCCAUCCGCAGUUUAACUGUCCGAGGUUAA